AUGGCUUCAUUCUAUUCCACUCAGUCAUAUACAAUUACUGACCUAAGAGCAUUUGAACCCCUCCCCGAAGCCCUUCGUUCCACGUCCCUUGUAAUUAGGGUGCUCUGUUUUUUGGCACUUGGACGCCCAAAUCUUGAUGAUCAUUGGAGGUCGCUGCAAUCAGAACAAGCCUUCGAAACCGUUAGGAGCAGGUUGUGCUCCAUCCUGACCAGCACUAUCACCAUGGUGAGUGUCCUCCUCACUAUAAGCAGUGUUUUCCUCAGCACGGGUUCUCCUGUGUCCUACUUCGACUACACGUCACCCGUUCCCUAUUGUCUGCUCUUUAUAUCGCUCAUGUUCACCAUGAUCACGAUGUUGACAUCUGGCUCGAGCAUGAUACAUUGGCUGCACGCCAAUCACCACUGGACUCAAGAACAACUCAAGCAAGGUGAUUACUUCGUCUUGUCCUACCUGUUGUCGAUAGUCACACCUAUAGUCUUUGUUGUCUGCUCCCUCAAUUGUUUCAUAUUUGCGAUAAUGAUAGCAGGCUUUUCUUCUCAAAGCACGACCUGCCGCGCUGUCACUGCACUCUGGUUGGUUGCAUAUGCUGUGAAUGUUGGGACAAUAUUGAUGGAAGUUAUGUGGAAGUAUGUGUCAAUCACGCUGGAGAUCGGCAGUAGUUUCUAG
Messenger RNA from Suillus fuscotomentosus, 666 nucleotides. RefSeq lists its product as uncharacterized. The transcript has 5 exons. NCBI's taxonomy places the organism in Eukaryota, Fungi, Basidiomycota, Agaricomycetes, Boletales, Suillaceae. The record is from RefSeq and is a predicted model, not a curated record. The coding region runs from base 1 to 666 and encodes 221 amino acids.